UAGUACACUUAAGGAUAAGACAGAAUUGUUUCCUUCAUCAGGGACAGGUGCGACAUCGAGAAGGAAUACGCUACCAAACUUAGGUCAGUGUUGUUGUAAUACUAACAAGUAAUAUAGUCAAAGCUUUGACACGCCUGUAGUACACUUAAGGAUAAGACAGAAUUGUUUCCUUCAUCAGGGACAGGUGCGACAUCGAGAAGGAAUACGCUACCAAACUUAGGUCAGUGUUGUUGUAAUACUAACAAGUAAUAUAGUCAAAGCUUUGACACGCCUGUAGUACACUUAAGGAUAAGACAGAAUUGUUUCCUUCAUCAGGGACAGGUGCGACAUCGAGAAGGAAUACGCUACCAAACUUAGGUCAGUGUUGUUGUAAUACUAACAAGUAAUAUAGUCAAAGCUUUGACACGCCUGUAGUACACUUAAGGAUAAGACAGAAUUGUUUCCUUCAUCAGGGACAGGUGCGACAUCGAGAAGGAAUACGCUACCAAACUUAGGUCAGUGUUGUUGUAAUACUAACAAGUAAUAUAGUCAAAGCUUUGAAACGCCUGUAGUACACUUAAGGAUAAGACAGAAUUGUUUCCUUCAUCAGGGACAGGUGCGACAUCGAGAAGGAAUACGCUACCAAACUUAGGAAACUAGUUAAGACAUACACACCAAAGAAAAAGGACGAGGAGGAUUACCAGUACAGUCCCUGCAAGGCGUUCAAGUCAGCUAUGCAGGAGCUGAGUGAUCUGGCCGGGCAGCACGAGGUGAUAGCGGAGAACUUGCAACAGGACGUCAUCAGGGAGGUUACCAUUCUGGUCAAAGACAUGAAGGACGAAAGGAAAAAGCACUUACAGGAGGGUGCAAAGAUGAUGACGUUACUGAAUAACCAGAUAUUGACGCUGGAGCGAGCUCGCAAGAAUUACGAGAAGGCUUUCAAGGAGGCGGAACGCGCCAUUGACAAUUUCCACAAGGCAGAUGCGGACUUAAACCUGUCACGCGCGGAAGUAGAGAAACAGAGGAUGAACAUGACGCAGAAGUCACAACAGUGUGAAGAGACCAAGAACGAAUACGCCAACCAACUUCAGAGGACCAACGACUUACAGCACCAGCACUACCACAUUCUGAUGCCGGACGUGUUCAGACUGCUGCAGGAGUUGGACGAGAAGAGGAUAAAGAACAUCAAGAACUUCAUGAUCCACUCAGUGGAUGUCGAGAGGAAGGUGUUCCCCAUCAUCAACCAAUGUUUAGACGGUAUUGUUAACGCAGCCCACCAGAUCAAUGAGAAAGAGGACACACUGAUGGUGAUAGAGAGAUAUAAGUCGGGGUACCAGCCGCCAGGAGACAUACCCUUCGAGGACCUGAGUAGGACAGACUCCGCUCCCGCCCCUCCCCCACCCACCAUCAGCGGCCUGAGGCCAGAGGCCGUCACGGUGAAGGGCACAAUGAGUGCGGGGAGGCUCAAGAAGAGGGUGGGACUCUUCGCCAUCUUCGGCUCUAACAAGAACAACCUCUCUUCAUAUGGUGAUAACAAGGAGGACUUCAGUGAUCUGCCGCCCAACCAGAGGAAAAAGAGGCUACAAAUGAAGAUAGAAGAGAUCCUGGCGAAAAUACAACAAGAAACUGCGGCCAGAGACGGACUGAUGAAGAUGAAGGGAGUGUACGAGGCCAACCCGAGUAUGGGCGACCCGAUGACGAUAGAGGGCCAGCUGAAUGCUAGCAGUCACAACCUGGAGAAGCUGCGGCUGGAGCUACACAAGUAUCAGGGCUUCCUGGAGGAGGUGGAGGGAGGCAGCCCUGCUAACCGCAGACACAACGCAGGCACGCCGCAGCACAACGGCAUCCAGAGACAGCACAGGAACAGUGGAGGCAGUGGGGGAGAGGAGGAGUCUCUGAGUCGGUCAGCAUCUGACUCGUCAGUCUCUGCCAACCACAACCACAAGCAGAGCGCCCCCGGCACCCCCCUCCCCGCACACGGAUGCUCGGACAGUCCGGAGUCAGGACUGGGAACUUCGCACACGUCACUACCCGACUCGGACGAUGCGCCGCACACAGAGUACUACGACGGGGAGCUGCUACCUCCGCUCGGCACGUGCAGGGCGCUCUACCCCUUCGAAGCGACCAGUGAAGGCAGUAUCCCGAUGAAUGACGGAGAGGAGUUGCUGAUCAUCGAGCACGACCAAGGCGACGGAUGGACCAGAGUGAGGCGACAGAAUGACCUGGAGGAGGGCUUCGUUCCUACAAGCUACAUCGAGUGUACUGUCAUCUCCAAUUGUUAAUGUUAACCUACCCCUCGCUUAGCUGAUGGAAGUGAGAGGCGUGAGAGCCGGAGUUCGUGUACAGUCCCGCACAAUCUGUCCUCUUGUACAGUCAGUCUCCCUUCGUCGUUGUUUAUAUUGACUUUAUUACUACAAACAAGUAUUUCUACAUAGGUCAUCGGGUGUGUGAGUGUGAACGUGUGAAAGUUUACUAAACCAUGUUUAACAACAAGUUUUACUAGGAGGUUUUAUCAGAUGAUUUAUGGAAAACCACUAUAUUAUUAUUAUUAUUAUUAUUAACUUAUUAUUUAUUAGGUUCAUUCCUUGUUAUUGUUUUUUCUUAGUGUCUUUAUUAUAUUUUUAUUGCUUACCAUAUUUUAAAAUUUAUUCGUUUAAAUUAUUGUCAACAAAAUGCUUUUUAAAUCGUACUAGCUGUAAAAUUAUACAUUAAUUUAUGUAUCUAAUUCAGAAUGCAAGUAAUCCAGAUGUUUGCACUAUUUCUAUGUUAAGUACAGUAGAACCCUGUCAUAAUUUUUAUCUGCCAAUAAGUCUCAUGUACCAACACAACAACAGAAACUUUUGCGUCAUCUCGUAAAUUACUGUUUUCACAAUUUAAAAUGCUUUCUAGUGGUUGAAAACUAUUCAGACAAUGUGAGGAUAAAUGUGUUGACUUUCUUCUGAAUUUCCUGACGCUUAAAACUGAGCGUGCAGCAAUUCACGGCUGUCAGCAACUCAGCUCAAAACGAGUUGUCCACUUCACUCAUGGACUAGAGCAGCAUUGGUGUCACUGCCUCGCAUCCAGUGUAGCCAACAUUCUUAGUCGAAAACAGUGAUUUACGAGAUUAAAUGUUACUAAUUGAAAACGUUAAAAACGGUUUUACACUAGAUGGCCUAAUUUUAGUCAGCGAAGUGUAAAAAUAGACUUUAUAAACGGCAGAUGUUACGAGAAAGUUUCAUUAUGUACAAAAAAAUUAUGAUGAUGUUUGAAAUUCAUGUGAGAGAUUUAAAAAUAAUAUUUUACCAGUUCUAAAAAUUAGAUUAUUUAAGAAUUGAAAUUAAUGUUGAUAUGGACUAAAAUUACAAAAUUAAAAGUGCAACGGAAUCACAAUGUAAUAAACCUCAGAGUCCAACAAAAUAUGUAUUUAUCAGGAAAAUUAUGUUGGUUUGAUGUUUUGUGGUUAAAUGCGGCUGAUAUUUGUUACAAAGUCUCUGUGCUACUAACAAAAAUAUAAUAAAUAAUUCAUAAUUUUCACUAUUGAUUGUUUUAAGGAGAUAAAAAAGUUAUGUUGGAGAAUUCUAUGUUGAAGGCAUUGUAUUGGGAUUCCAUUGUAAUACAUUUUUGUUCGUAUCUGUAGAAGUUGUAAUCUGUUACAUACAGUUUUAGAACAAACUUAGUUGUAAGUGUGUGAAAGGUUAGAUAUGAUAAUAUUUCCUAGUCAAGGUUAAGAAAAUUUAAAGUACAUUCCAUGUAGACCCAAAUAAAAUCUUAGCACUAAUUCUUUAACAGUGCUUUUUUUAUUACAAUAUUUUUUAAAUUUAUUUAAUAAAUAACAUUUAUGUGUACUCACCUCCUGAUAUUUCAGUUAUUUAAUAUAUCAUAAUUUGUAAAUAUUUGUAUGAACUAUAAUUUUAUUAUUUAAGAUUUACUUUUAUAACUAUCGAUGUGAAUAGAUAUUUAGGCUAUUACUAUAAGGAGUAAUUAUAUUUCCGUGUCCCUCGGAUGUUCAGUGAGUCGAGUCAGAUUUAUACACUUGUGAUAGUCCGAGACCCUGUAACCAGACUAACCUCCCCGUGCUGUAUGUUUUGUAAAUUUGUAUAAUCUCUGUAGAUUUUGUUGGAUGUAGUUUGUCGAUUUCCCUUACUACUUGUGCUUUGAAAUAAUAUUUUUGUACUUUUGACAUAAAAAAAAUGUGGACUUCUGAAAGAAGAUAAUGUUUGACGUUGUGUUUAGAGUAUUUACAUUCCUUCCUAACCUAUCUUUUGUAUCGCUGUUAAUUUAAAAGUUCCUGUGGCUUGAUGGAAUUACAAAUUUUUUCUUGUUUUCUUAGUAGAAUUUUAUCAAACAAAAUUAAGAAGAUCGGUACAGUACGAAGUGGACGGUACUGACAGAAAAUAAAAGUCUGCGAUAUCUGAACCUGUGCUGUACCUCCCGGACCACCUGAGGUUGAUUUCAACCAUUACAGUCAAUUUCUUGUAUUUUAUUAAAGAUACCAGCUUUUGCGUGGAUGAGAGAAUCAACUGGCAAAAGAAAAUUAAUGAAAUAAAAUUCAAUCUUUCAACCAUGUUCCACAUUGGACUAUAUAGCGAACAUCUUGUGCAAGCAGCUGCAGAACAGCUGAUUUGUACUAAGUGACAAAAGGUUAAAAUUGUAACUAACGUUUCUUGUAAAGCAGGUAGUUAUUUUUAUAUUUCUAGAAAUGUUCGAAUAUAGUUUCUAAACAUUGCAGUACCAUUAUCUCACUGCUUCCCCAUUUUUACAUCCAUAAAAAGAAUUAAAGUAUCCCAUAAACAAAAAAUUCCCAUAACACUCUGCAGACGAACUUCCGAUAGAGCAGAAGAAAUUUGUAGUUGUAGCAAACAUGGCAAUUUCCAAUUUAUUGAAACAUUUAUUUAUAAUCAAAGUUCAUGAUAACCUGUUGGUAGAUAAUAAGAGUAAGGAUAUACUGUGAUUAAGUUAGAGUGCAUUUUAUUAGUAAUAAAAUUAUUAUAUACCUGUUUUUUUUUAUAUAAAAAAUAUAUUCUGAAACCCAUUUUUUAUCACUUUUUUAGGUAAAAAUAAAAGGUAAAAUAUUAUAUAUGACUUGUAGUUCUUAAAAAAAUUAACGUUUUCUGAAACUGUAAAUUCUUUUCAAAUUACGUGGUAUGUUUGACUCUUUGUGUUCUGGAUCAGUCUCUAAAGUGACAAAUUAUAUUUUUGAGUCAUAUAUUGCUAAAAACCAAUAUUUUAUUUUGAUAAUUAUAUAAGAUUCAGAUAAUUUUUUAUAUUCUGGAAUUUGUGUAAAAUUUCAUUAAAAUGUUGAAAAUAUUUGAAAUGAAUGUUCUUUACCAAAUAUUUUUAUGAAUUUUUAAAAAUCAAAUAAAAGUUUUGGGUUGAGAAAUUUUCUGUUUCUGAAUGUUUCUUAUUCUCUUGAGAUGGUUGACUGUUAAUAAUUUGAAUCCUGAUAAAUUGUGUGUUACAAGAGCUUGUCAAUAAUUAAUUUAUACUAUCAAGAAUUUCGUCUAUUGAGAUUGAGGAAGAAACAAUAGCUAGAACAAGAAGUACAAAUAAAGAAUAAAAUUGUUCUUAUCUGAAUUUUAAAACGGUUCUCUGUGUAGAAUUAUGUAAGGUGACAAUUGACGGUAGCUUCAGAGUUGUACUGUACCAUCGUAGUCAGUGGGAGCAGGAUUUGGUCAAACGCAUUUUCAAGUUUCAUUGAGACAUUAAAAAAGUGUUUUUGGGUAUAACUAAAAUGUAAUAUAAAUUUUUAGAUUUUGUCUCAUUUAAUGUUUGUUUUUGGCAAUGGAAGGAUUUUGAAGGAAACGCUAUUUUUCCGGACACUUGCCUUCGUUAAGUGAUACAAGAAAUCAGUAACACUACAAUUCGAGAUCUGCAAUCUGUUUUAGUUUUCUGCAACAAUCAUUGUAAUGAGGCAUCGGUUUCAAUUACGAUUCCAGAAUCGCUUGAUUUGGUAUUUAUUCAUACAUAUAAUCUGCUCCCUAGCUUUUCUUACCAGAAUCUGCAUUUUAUUUUGUAUUGUUAUUUUAUAAUUUGUGAAAAUUAUAAUAAAAGUAAAUUAGACCUAAUUUUAUUUUAUUUUAUAAAAGUAUUUUUGAAUUACCAAUACAAUGUUAAAUAAAAUCCUUUAAACGCUUGAUUAUUUUCUCAUAAAUAUAUAAUCAGUUAGUGUUUACCACCACAGUUUAGAAUUUCCGACUCUGUGUUUAAAUCCAUUUUAAUUAUUUUAAUAAAUAAUAGCAGCAAUAUGACAAUGAACUUGCCACAACUUAAGUUGCAUAUUGUCCCAUUGAGUUGACUAAAAAAAACACAAGAAAAUUCUUUUUAGUUUCAGAAUUUAUGGUGAUCAGUCACCAUUUUGUCAAGUGAUCAGUUCGUAACUGAGGCCUCUACUACACAAAUUCUACGACGGUGAGUUUUGUGUUGGGCAGAUCUGCCGUGUUGCGCUGUGCAAUUUUAUCUCUGUGGAUAGGUGAACUUAUUUGAGUGCUUUGAGACAAAUUAAAUUCACAGGAAUCACUCUUAAUAUUACAAAACCUGAUGCCCAAAAGACUUUUUUAAAAUUAUUAUUUUGAUCUUGGACAAGUUGUGUGUUUAUUUUCAAAUAACGUCAAUAAAACAAAGAAUCAUAAUAAGCUUGUAAUAAAAAUGUAGGGAACAAAAUCUUUGGUAUUCCACCAAACUUAUUUUUUUAACUAACCUUAAAAUAGUAAGAAGUACUAAUAAUGAGUCAGCUCUCUUCUUUUAAAAUGUCUGCAAAAAAAGAUUUGACUUUUAGAAACACAGUUAAAAAGAUAAGCUAUAUUUUAUAUUUACCCUCUGAGACCCAGGAAACGGUUUAGUGUACGAGAAAAUCAUUUCUGCAGUAAAAUCCUCACCCGUUGUCUAGAGGGUUGAGAGCCGACUGUAUUGGCGGCCAUCUUGGUUGUAGCCCAAAAAGAACAAUGUUAAAGCUUAUGCAAUUUUACGACUUCAUUUUUAGUCGUUGCAUUUGGGAGAGGCUCAUUUUAAAGAUAUAAUUCAUUCGCAACAAAGGUUUUUUAAUCAUUUUAUUGGUUAUUUAGAACAAAAUUCAAACUUUUUUGUACAUCAAACAAAAAGUGUUUAGAUGCGUAUUAAUUAUAUUUUAAAUCUGAGAUCUUCCGUAACGCUACAGUCUAAAAUAAGUGCGUAAACGUGCGUGAGGUUCAACAUUGGUCGUUCCACUACAGCCGGCUCUUGGAGUGUGAACACAGUUUAAAUGUAACCGAGUUAGCGUAGGAUUAGUCCAGCUCAACUACGUAUGUGACUAUUUAUAGCUUAUGUUGUGUAUAUAAGUGCCACAUGUACAGCUUGUGAUGUCGUUUCUCUAGCCUCAAUACGAAUGUGAACAAUGCAUGAAAUCGAGAAAACUAUAUUUUUUAGGUGUAUUUCGAUAUUGAAAAUAGGAAUUAGUCAAAUAGAUUUUUUAAAUCGACUUUGAAACACAAUUGUAAUUUUAUUUCUCAUAGGUAAACUAUUUAAAAAAAUUUCUUUUUCAAAAUUUGUCAUAUUGUUUUGUAAAACUUUGCCUGUUUAUUAUUUUAUUAAUAAUUUUUAAUUAAGUCCUUGUAGAAUUGUUUUGUAAUUUUCAAUGUUUUCUGUUAAUAUUAACUUUGUUUAUAGAUGUUCCAUUAAGUGUUUCUAAUUUUAUGGAAGAUUUACAAAACUUAUCUAUAUUUUAAAUAUGUCUUUUAAACUUUGUUCUAACAGAGAAAACUUAACAAUUUGAAUCUGUUUUGACCUUAUUGUUACAUAGUCACUCAGCUGAUAUUGUUAGAUUUAACUCGGAUACUGGUACUGUCCAAAGGGCCAAAUCUGAUUGUGAACAAACUAUUUGCUCUAUCUGUCUGUCUGUGUGGUUGUGUACAUAUGGCUGUAUAUACGAAACGUGCCAAUUCUGCGAUCACUGCGCUAACAAUAGUUUUUAUUUAGGCUUUGUUUUAAAAAUUAUGAAUGCUUUUUACCUUUUUAUUACUGUAUAACAAUUUUUUUUUAGAUUUCAUAAUUGUAGUGUCUAAAAUAUUACUUUUUUAAAUUAACGUCAUGGUCAGAUUUAUUAUACCGUCCAAAAAAAUUUUGUUCGGAUUUAUCCUUUUUUAAUAAAAAUAAUUAAGUCCUAACUUUUAUUGCCAAAAUUUUGAGUCAGUUUUUAAUUGGUCAAGGAAAGUAGUUUUAAAAUAUUCACAUUUUGUUUAAUGAAUCGUUUUACAAACGUUAUUUACGUACAAACGUAUUUAAAGGGCGUUAGUGCAGUGACGCUAGCUAUUGUUAUUUUAGGUUAAGUCUGACUACAAUUUUUACUCUGGCGUAACGAGUUUCGGUGUAAGGUUCGAUUGUAAUAUACAGCGCCACUUUAUUGUUCCAUAGCUGAGUCCUGUAUAUUUUCUGUUAAUAUGUAUAACUUACGAUCAAGUAUUUGUGUUCGCUGUCGUGGUUGUUGACUCAAGACUGAAUGUUAAGAACAAUCGGACGGCGAGUUGGGCGGACGGUGGGCGUUUGCGGCGCCAUAUGUGCGUUAACAUAAGUAAUACUGUUGUAUAAUUAGCUUUAUAUGUCCGUAUGUGACGGCUGUGCAAACGUCCGGCCCCUGUACGAUGGUGUUAUUGCAAUAUAGAGUAAUUACUAGCUUUAAGCCUACGUAUGCUUGUAUAUACCUGUUCCUACCUGUUGGAACACACUAGGAGCUCAUUUCAAAUAUAACAUUUUUAUUGA
This is a messenger RNA of Homalodisca vitripennis (glassy-winged sharpshooter), 8688 nucleotides long. It is a transcript of the gene Cip4, whose product is annotated as formin-binding protein 1-like. Lineage: Eukaryota; Metazoa; Arthropoda; Insecta; Hemiptera; Cicadellidae. The record is from RefSeq and is a predicted model, not a curated record. The transcript has 12 exons. The coding region runs from base 714 to 2261 and encodes 515 amino acids. Gene Ontology annotation, molecular function: protein binding. Gene Ontology annotation, biological process: signal transduction.